AUGGACCUGCGGCGGGCCCAGGUGGUGGCGCUGUCCACGGGCACCAAGUGCAUCAACGGCGAGUACCUGAGCGACCAGGGCCACGUGGUCAACGACUCCCACGCCGAGGUCACUGCCCGCAGGGCCCUGCUGCGCUUCUUCUACGCCCAGCUGGAGCUCUUCCUCAGUAAGAGGCCAGAGGACUGGGAGGAGUCGAUAUUCGUGCGACACAAGGAGAGCGGCUACCGGUUACGGGACGGCGUCCACUUCCACAUGUACGUCAGCACCUCUCCAUGUGGCGACGGCCGGCUCAACUCCCCCUACGAGAUCUCGGCCGAAUUGCACAGCAGCAGGAACCUGGGCCGGAAGCAGCACAGCCACCUGCGCACCAAGAUCGAGUCGGGCGAGGGGACGGUUCCGGUCCGGUCCCGGGGGCCCGUCCAGACCUGGGACGGGGUCCUUCAGGGGGAACAGCUGGUCACCAUGUCCUGCACCGACAAGAUCUCCAGGUGGAACAUCCUGGGGCUACAGGGGGCGCUGCUCAGCCACUUCCUGGAGCCUGUCUACCUGCACAGCGUGACGGUGGGCAGCCUGCGGCACACGGGCCACCUGGGCCGGGCGCUGGCCCUGCGGCAGGAGCGCGUGGGGCCCCUGCCCCCGGCCUACAGGAGCCACCCCCCCCUGCUGAGCGGGCUGAGCAGUGCCGAGGGCCUGCAGCUGGGCAAGGCGCCGUGCGUCAGCGUCAACUGGACCCUGGGAGACGGCCAGCUGGAGGUGGUCAACACGGCCACGGGACGGAGGCGGGACCUGGGCACGCCAUCCCGGCUCUGCAAGCGCGUCCUGUUCGCCCGCUGGAGUCGGCUGCACUGCAAGCUGCUGCUGGGCCAGGCGUGCGACGGCGGCGAGGACCGGCGGCUGAUGUACAGCGAGGCCAAGAUGGCGGCGCGGCCGUACCAGGCGGUCAAGCAGCAGUGGGUGCGCUCGCUGCACGACGCCGGCCUGGGGACCUGGGUGAAGAAGCCCCCCGAGCAGGAGCACUUUCUGUCCUGA
Messenger RNA from Gadus chalcogrammus (walleye pollock), 1029 nucleotides. RefSeq names its product adenosine deaminase RNA specific B2 (inactive) (gene adarb2). Gene Ontology annotation, biological process: RNA processing; adenosine to inosine editing. Gene Ontology annotation, cellular component: cytoplasm; nucleolus. NCBI's taxonomy places the organism in Eukaryota, Metazoa, Chordata, Actinopteri, Gadiformes, Gadidae. The record is from RefSeq and is a predicted model, not a curated record. Bases 1 to 1029 code for a protein of 342 amino acids. The transcript has 6 exons. Gene Ontology annotation, molecular function: tRNA-specific adenosine deaminase activity; double-stranded RNA binding; double-stranded RNA adenosine deaminase activity.